AUGCACCGGAGAAGAUCAAGUGACAGCGAGGCCGUUAUGCCACGGCCAUCUCGGGCUAGUGUACCCUUUUCGUGGGAGAAUGAGCCCGGGAUGUCCAAGGUUGUAACAGUUGUACAUGAUCAUUGUGAUCAUAAAGUACUAUCAGAGCAUUUGAACAUGGAGCACUUAACGUUGAAGCUGAAGCCGCCUCCUUGUCUAUCGACAUCCCCAGGUAGGAGUUCUAGGUUUAUGGUGGUUGAUCGGCAAACCCGUCUUCCUCUGUGUUCUAUUCAGCCUUCGCUUAGGUUAAACUCGUUCAGAUUGAUAGGUGGCGGUGUUAAAAAGGAAGAAGACCCAUUUUUGGCUGCUUUGAUGAAAUGCAGAGCCAAGAACCCUAAUAGUCCAGCAGGAAAUUAUGGUGAGAAGAAAGUUAAGACCAUGUUCAGUUUCUCAUGCAAGUAUUCUUGUGGCGUUAGGGAGGACAGUAUAAUUAAAAUGCCUCAGUCUCCUAAAUAG
This is a messenger RNA of Prunus armeniaca (apricot), 495 nucleotides long. NCBI's taxonomy places the organism in Eukaryota, Viridiplantae, Streptophyta, Magnoliopsida, Rosales, Rosaceae. The record is from the annotation of a GenBank genome assembly.